Messenger RNA from Danaus plexippus (monarch butterfly), 633 nucleotides. RefSeq names its product large ribosomal subunit protein eL22-like (gene RpL22). Gene Ontology annotation, cellular component: ribosome. Gene Ontology annotation, molecular function: structural constituent of ribosome; RNA binding. Lineage: Eukaryota; Metazoa; Arthropoda; Insecta; Lepidoptera; Nymphalidae. Bases 158 to 601 code for a protein of 147 amino acids. Gene Ontology annotation, biological process: cytoplasmic translation. The transcript is spliced from 3 exons. The record is from RefSeq and is a predicted model, not a curated record.
UAUAAAAAUAAAAUAAAUCAAAAAAAUAUUUAUUUUUUAAGCUAUUGUUACUAUAAUCAAAAAUUAAUAAAAUGUGACGCUGUCAUUCGUAACAACAGUAUAUGUCGGCCAUUUUGCAGGUUUUACGGCGACUGUAACACGUGUUCUGUUGCCAAAAAUGGCAGUUGCGAAGAAACCCGUGGCUAAGAAAGCCCAACUUAACCAAAAGAGUGGUAAAAAAGGCGUCAAGGGUAGCAAAAUCCGCGGCAAGGGACAGAGAAGGAAAAUCAGUCUUAAGUUUGCCAUUGACUGCACGCACCCUGCCGAAGACAGCAUCUUGGAAGUAGCCAACUUCGAGAAGUACCUCAAAGAACGUGUUAAGGUUGAGGGAAAAACAAAUAACCUAGGCAAUCACGUUGUCAUCGCGAGGGAUAAGACAAAAAUUAUCAUCAAUGCAGACAUUCCCUUCUCCAAGAGGUACCUGAAAUACUUGACAAAACGUUACCUCAAGAAGAACAACCUCCGUGACUGGUUGCGAGUGGUUGCUUCGGCUCAUGAUUCCUACGAGCUCCGUUACUUCAACAUCAACGCUGACAGUGACAAUGAAGACAAUGAGGAUUAACCUGGUGUUAAUAAAAUAGUUUUACACUAAAA